This is a messenger RNA of Pteropus alecto (black flying fox), 1878 nucleotides long. It is a transcript of the gene CCDC86, whose product is annotated as coiled-coil domain containing 86. Lineage: Eukaryota; Metazoa; Chordata; Mammalia; Chiroptera; Pteropodidae. Bases 82 to 1164 code for a protein of 360 amino acids. The transcript has 4 exons. The record is from RefSeq and is a predicted model, not a curated record. Gene Ontology annotation, cellular component: nucleolus.
AGCCCCUGACGUCAUAAGACGGCGCCGGUAGUCUCAGAGGCUGCACGUGGGCUCGGAUUUGGGAAACUUUCUGGCUGGGCCAUGGAUACACCGCUGAGGCGCAGCCGGCGGCUGGAAGGCCUAAACCCUGAAUCCUCCGAGAGCUCCACCUCACUUCUGAAGGCGAAACGAGCCCUUUUGGAGUUCGAGUCGAACCCAGAAGAAACGAAGGAGACCGGGUCUCGGAGUGUGCGGCAACCCGGCCUGGGGUCCCCGGGACGUCAGCCGGAGACCUGCCCGGGAUCACCCAGCCUACGACAAGGAGCAGGCUUGGAGUCCCCCCGAAAGGAGCCAGAUCCGGGCCCAGGGUUCCCCCAGAGUCAGCAACAUCCAGGCCAGGAGUCUCCCCAAAGACAGCCGGAGUCGAGCCCUGAAACCCCCCAAUGUCAGCCAAAACCAAGUGGGGAGUCACCAAAGUACUUCCAGAGCCAAGAAGAACCGGACGCGGAGUUAGCCCAGAGUAAAGAGAAGCUGGCCCCAGGGGCCCCCCGAUAUCAGUUGCAUCCGGGCCCAGGAUUACCAGAGCCUUAUCUCGGUCAGCUAGCGCCUGGUCCGGAGCCCUCGCCGCCACUACAGGACCUGUCACCACCGUCACCCGGCUACCCCCGGGGCGAGCACGAGCCUAACAAGCCACCUCCGGCCAGGGAGCCAGUAAGUGACGGCCUCGGGCCAAAGAAGCGAAAAGGAUCUUCAGCCCAGGCCCCAGCGUCCAAGACGUUGAAGGAGGAGGUGGCGAUUCCAACAAUCCCGAAGGGAAAGCCCAAGUCGGGGCGGGUGUGGAAGGACCGCUCCAAGAAGAGGUUCUCUCAGAUGGUUCAGGACAAGCCCCUGCGCACAUCUUGGCAGCGGAAGAUGAAGGAACGGCAGGAAAGGAAGCUGGCCAAGGACUUCGCCCGGCACCUGGAGGAGGAGAAGGAGAGGCGCCGGCAGGAGAAGAAACAGCGCCGAGCCGAGAACCUGAAACGCCGCCUGGAGAACGAGCGCAAGGCAGAGGUCGUCCAAGUGAUCCGUAACCCUGCCAAGCUCAAGCGGGCGAAGAAGAAGCAGCUGCGCUCCAUCGAGAAACGGGACACCCUGGCCCUGCUGCACAAGCAGCCGCCCCAGCGGCCGGCUGCCGAGGUCUGAGCGCGGGACAGGCCGGAGGUCUCUGGCAGCCAGCCACCAUGUCAGGCACGCACAGCGUGUCCCGGGCUGCUGGUCACACGCCUCUGCUGGACCCAGCACUCCAACUCGGGCUCCAGAACAGGGACCCCACCCAGAGGGGGCUCAGCUCUGAGGGCUCUGGGACAGACCCAGAGGAGCCUGGGGCCCAGCAGAGGCUGGGGGAGGGAAAAGAUUCGGUUCCCUCGUCUCUCCUUCCCCCUCCUUCUCCAAGUGCCUUCAAACCAAGGACAGUAAAUUCUUCUGGCUCCUCAGAGAGCUGGUGACUCCCCAAAAUGUGCAUGUUCUGUCUCAACGUCCUGGGUCCAACCCAGGCCAGGAGACCGGCAGUCCAGAAUCAGCUCCCCACACCUUCUGUAGGCUGCUUUGGGUACCUCUGUACCCCACUGACCCCGUCACCCAGCAAACUGAAUCCAGCUCUGCCCCACUUUUCAACACUGAAAGAUGAAAACGAGGAGGUUGGAGGAAGCGAGGUUCCGCUCUAGCACCCUCUUUCCUGUGCCAGACUCGGCAGACGCCCCAAAGAUCUGAUUAACUCCUGCCCGUCCAGUAUACAACAAUAUUUAUUGAGUGCCUGCUGCGUACAGGCACAGUUCUAGGUAGCAGGGAAUACAGACAAAAGUUCCUGCCCUUGAGCUUUCAUUUUGAUGGAGAAAACAUAAUAAACAAGUAAAUGUA